AUGGGCGAACAAUUUCAGGGAAUGGAUAUGGAAACUCCCACACCACUCUAUGACGAGGAUGAUUCAGAACCGCUUACGGAAUUCACACCGAAAUUCACGGGAGAAGGUUGGGAUCUGAUGGUUAGGCAUCCUAUAAAGAAGAAGUCGUUCAUGGCUGAACGUUUCUGGAAGCCUUGCUACGUUCGCCUCCAGGGCAAUACUCUCCUCGUCUACAAUGCCAAAACAGACAAAAAACCAAUCCAGGAACUAUCUACUCAAGGCCAGCUAUUCAGCUUCUCGCGAUACAACGACUCAAGCAAUAGAUGUCUACGCAAGAUCUCUCACAAAGUUAAACUGCAAUAUGUUUUGUACAAGGAGAAAGUUGGCAUUCGGCCAGGGCAGAUUACUCGUCUUGUGGACGGUCAUAUCACUAAGUACGGACUACCGCUAGAGCACACCGCCCAAUGUACGGUACCUGCUCAAGUUCGGUUCACUCACAUUCAUUGCUACGACGAGUAUUCCGCCUAUGUCGACAAAGAAGGGGUGCUUUCGGAUCAGAAAGCCAGGGUGCGGCUGUUCUGCCUCGCUUUUGUAAGCGGCUCUCCGUUCUUGGAAAUUGGAUUGAACGAUAGGAGAAGGCAAGGAAAGGAAAUUGUGCGGCGAAAAGACAUCCUACCGAUGUACACGGAACGAUGGAUUCGAUUUGAAGAUGUGGAAUUCCACUCUACAGUAGAUAAAGCAGCUUUUGAAAGUGAACAAGGUCAUGCGAUUCCGCAUUCGUCCACCAAGGAAUAG
Ostertagia ostertagi is the source of this 774-nucleotide messenger RNA. The record is from the annotation of a GenBank genome assembly. NCBI's taxonomy places the organism in Eukaryota, Metazoa, Nematoda, Chromadorea, Rhabditida, Trichostrongylidae.